AUGCGACUUCGGAAUUUCCGGAGAACAAUGCCUCAGUCAUUCCUCCGCAAUUCUUUCGAGCAGCUGACCUUCCACUCGGGCUGGGUUGUUCAUUUUCUCGAGCUCAUUGAGACUAAAAGCUUCGAGGUAUCUGACCCGACCAUAGGGCAAUGCGUGGCAAUUGUUGCUACGAUCUAUCUUCAACAUAGUUUUGUUGAGGAUCAAGCUUUUAACAGAAAGGCGCAAACGGGAUUUGAGAAAUGUCUCAGAUUCCUACGCAACAUGAGUCGUCGGUGGCCACACAUCGAUCGCCAGGUCCAACAGCUCCAACAACUCCGAGACAGCGUUUCCGCUGGAGGCCUUAUGACAGACAGUAUCGCCCCAGGAGGAACACAUUCUCGUCAAAAGUGGUCUGUGAACUUGCAGCUGUUAUGGAAGAUCUUAGUAUAUGCCCAUGCAAGCAAUAUAUCAGAUCCUGCUAGCGACAUCUUCGGCCCGGAACUUGCCAAAGACAGUGUUGGAUGCUCAGGGGACCCUUCCGCAGGCGCUAUCACCGAACGUGAUUUCGCUUUGAUUGGAUCCGCUGGAAUUUCAGGUCACAAGACAGUGGCUUCCGAGUGUGUCACCUACCCACCCGAGCAGACUGAGGAUCCCAUACGAGCGCCGAGUCAAACCUCACCGAGGAUGGACUUUUCGGGGCUUCCGGGAGAUCCCAAUAUGGAGUUUAGCGGUGGUGACACGUUGUUCCUCCAGCUCCAAGAUUAUGGGAGGGCAUUUGAGGAUUGGCUAAGUGUUAAUCCGACGUCUACGGGUGAGGUUGGAAUUUAG
This is a messenger RNA of Penicillium concentricum, 807 nucleotides long. RefSeq names its product transcriptional regulator family TF. The coding region runs from base 1 to 807 and encodes 268 amino acids. The record is from RefSeq and is a predicted model, not a curated record. Lineage: Eukaryota; Fungi; Ascomycota; Eurotiomycetes; Eurotiales; Aspergillaceae. The transcript is spliced from 2 exons.